GGGAGGGAGGAGAAGCGCGGCCGACUGGGGAGGAGGAGGGGGGGGUGGGGAGGAAGAGGAAGGAGGGGACGGCGCUCGGCUGCCGGGGUCGCCCGCUGGCUUCGUCCGCACCCCCCCCUUCGCGGGCUCGCGCGGCGGCGGCGGCGGCGGCUCGGGGCGGCUGCGGGGCUCGCGUGCCUCACGCGCCGGCGCGGCCGAGGGCGAGUCGCCCGCCGGCUGGAGAUAAACAAGGCGGCCGACGAGGCGGCGAGGCGGAGGCGGAGGCGGCGGCCCUGCGCUACAGAGGCGGGCGGCGUUGCCGCGCCGCGCCCCCCGCCGCCGCCGCCGCCGCCCUCGGGCCUCCCGCGCGGGCCUCGCGCCCCGGUGCCUGCGAGCCGCCGCCCGGCCCGGCCCGCUCCGACAUGCCCCGCUCUGGCGGCCGGGCUCGCGGAGGACCAUGACCGCCGCGGCGAACUGGGUGGCGAACGGGGCGAGCCUGGAGGAUUGUCACUCCAACCUCUUCUCGCUGGCUGAACUCACAGGAAUCAAAUGGCGUAGGUACAAUUUUGGAGGACACGGGGACUGUGGACCCAUAAUUUCAGCCCCAGCCCAAGAUGAUCCAAUCCUGUUAAGUUUCAUCCGCUGUCUGCAAGCCAACCUGCUGUGUGUAUGGCGUCGUGAUGUCAAGCCAGAUUGCAAAGAGCUAUGGAUAUUCUGGUGGGGAGAUGAACCCAACCUAGUGGGAGUAAUACAUCAUGAACUGCAGGUUGUGGAAGAAGGACUCUGGGAAAACGGCCUUUCCUACGAAUGUAGGACGCUGCUCUUCAAAGCAAUCCACAAUCUGUUAGAAAGGUGCCUAAUGGAUAAGAACUUCGUGAGGAUCGGGAAGUGGUUUGUGCGACCCUAUGACAAGGAUGAAAAGCCAGUCAACAAAAGUGAGCAUUUGUCCUGUGCUUUCACGUUCUUUCUUCAUGGAGAAAGUAACGUGUGCACAAGCGUGGAGAUUGCUCAACAUCAGCCCAUCUAUUUGAUCAGCGAGGAGCAUUUACACAUGGCCCAGUCUUCACCUGCACCAUUUCAAGUACUGGUGAGUCCUUAUGGCUUAAAUGGCACGCUAACAGGGCAUGCAUACAAGAUGUCAGACCCAGCCACCCGCAAACUGAUUGAGGAAUGGCAGUACUUCUACCCGAUGGUGCUGAGGAAGAAGGAGGAGUCACGAGAGGAAGCUGAGCUGGGAUAUGACGAUGACUUCCCUGUAGCAGUUGAGGUCAUUGUUGGUGGUGUCCGGAUGGUCUACCCUUCAGCUUUUGUGUUGAUCUCUCAAAAUGACAUCCCGGUUCCUCAGAGUGCUGCCACUGUCGGAGGCCAUGUCACAGUCGCACAGCAGGGACUUGGUAGUAUGAAAGAUCCCAGCAACUGUGGGUUGCCUCUGACGCCUCCCACCUCUCCAGAGCAGGUGGUUAUAGGUGAGAGUGGAGGCAUGCAGAGUGCUGCCAGUCACCUCGGUUCCCAAGAUGGGGGAAUGAUAACUAUGCACAGUCCAAAGAGAUCGAGGAAGAUCCCUCCUAAACUCCACAAUCAUAUGGUCCAUCGAGUCUGGAAGGAAUGCAUCCUCAACAGAGCCCAAUCUAAGAGGAGCCAGGUGUCAACUCCCACUCAGGAAGAAGAGCCUGCUCACAGUCCUGCUGUUUGGGAUUUUGUGGACCCAACCCAAAGAGUCAGCUGUUCCUGUUCAAGGCAUAAACUUUUAAAGCGAUGUGCAGUAGGACCCAGCCGACCUCCUGCAGUAUCUCAGCCAGGCUUCAGUGCAGGACCCCCAUCAUCUUCCUCCUUACCACCUCCUGCUUCUUCUAAGCACAAAACAGCAGAAAGACAAGAAAAAGGAGACAAGUUGCAAAAGAGACCCUUGGUGCCCUUUCACCACAGGCCUUCUGUGGCUGAGGAGUUAUGCAUGGAGCAGGAUGCGCCUGGACAGAAGCUAGGCCUGGCAGGGAUAGAUGCCUCCUUAGAGAUGUCAAGCAGUCGGAAGUAUGAUAAGCAAAUGGCCGUGCCUUCCAGAAAUACAAGCAAGCAAAUGAAUCUGAAUCCUAUGGAUUCACCUCAUUCCCCCAUCUCCCCGCUGCCACCCACACUCAGCCCUCAGCCAAGAGGUCAGGAAGCAGAGAGUUUGGACCCACCUUCUGUCCCUGUGAAUCCAGCCCUCUAUGGAAAUGGGCUAGAACUUCAGCAGCUGUCCACGCUGGAUGACAGAACUGUCCUCGUAGGCCAAAGACUGCCUCUGAUGGCAGAGGUCAGUGAGACAGCCUUAUAUAGUGGGAUUAGGCCAUCCUACUCGGAGUCAUCAGAUAAAUGGUGGCAGAGUUUUCGUCUCCCGUCCAGUGAGGAUGCUGAGUUCCGGCCUCCAGAACUCCAGGGGGAAAGAUUUGACACCAAACUGGACGUGAACACAGAGAGCACUGCACUGCAAAGACUCUUAGCACAGCCUAACAAGCGCUUCAAAAUCUGGCAGGAUGAGCAGCCUCAGGUGCAGCCACCCCCCUUCCUCGACCCGUCCUCUCUGUCACAGCAGCCUGGAGACACUUUGGGAGAAGUCAAUGACCCAUAUACCUUUGAGGAUGGCGACAUAAAAUACAUUUUCACAGCAAAUAAGAAAUGCAAGCAGGGAACAGAGAAGGACUCCCUAAAAAAGAACAAGUCAGAGGAUGGAUUUGGUACCAAGGAUGUCACUACACCAGGUCAUUCCACGCCGGUGCCUGAUGGGAAAAAUGCCAUGUCUAUUUUCAGUUCUGCUACUAAAACAGAUGUCCGGCAGGACAAUGCUGCUGGCAGAGCUGGCUCCGGGAGCCUUACACAGGUGACAGAUUUGGCACCUUCCCUGCACGACUUAGACAACAUCUUUGAUAACUCUGAUGACGAUGAGCUUGGGGCUGUGUCCCCUGCGCUGCGCUCAUCCAAGAUGCCUACUGUUGGGACUGAGGAGCGGCCCCCUGGGAAGGACGGAAGAGCUGCUGGCCCUUACCCACCAACAGUUGCAGACUUGCAAAGGAUGUUCCCUACCCCUCCAUCAUUGGAGCAGCAUCCUGCGUUUUCUCCUGUGAUGAAUUAUAAAGAUGGAGUAAGUUCAGAGACAGUAACCGCAUUGGGCAUGAUGGAGAGUCCUGUGGUCAGUAUGGUACCCACACACCUCACAGAGUUCAGGAUGGAAGUGGAAGAUGGCUUAGGAAGUCCCAAGCCAGAGGAGAUAAAGGACUUUUCAUAUGUGCACAAAGUGCCACAAUUCCAGCCUUUUGUGGGGUCCUCCAUGUUUGCUCCACUGAAGACGCUGCCAAGCCAUUGCCUGCUGCCUCUGAAGACACCUGAUGCCUGUCUGUUCCGGCCCUCAUGGGCAGUUCCUCCUAAAAUGGAACAGCUGCCCAUGCCCGCUGCAGCCGCUUCCAUUAGAGACGGUUACAAUAAUGUGCCUAGUGUUGGGAGCCUUGCAGAUCCAGACUAUCUGAACACACCACAGAUGAACACUCCUGUGACGUUGAACAGCACCGCCCCUGCCAGCAACAGUGGGGCUGGAGUCCUCCCAUCUCCAGCUACCCCGCGAUUCUCUGUCCCCACACCACGAACGCCCAGGACUCCAAGAACUCCCAGAGGUGGGGGCACUGCUAGUGGCCAAGGGUCUGUGAAAUACGACAGCACUGAUCAGGGGUCACCAGCCUCCACCCCCUCUACCACAAGGCCCCUUAACUCUGUGGAGCCUGCUACCAUGCAGCCAAUUCCUGAGGCCCACAGUCUCUAUGUCACCUUGAUUCUGUCAGAUUCCGUGAUGAAUGUCUUCAAGGACAGAAACUUUGACAGCUGUUGCAUCUGCGCCUGCAACAUGAACAUCAAAGGGGCAGACGUUGGGCUGUACAUCCCUGAUUCCUCCAAGGAGGACCAGUACCGAUGCACCUGUGGGUUUAGUGCGAUCAUGAACCGUAAACUUGGUUACAAUUCGGGGCUCUUCCUUGAAGAUGAGUUGGAUAUUUUUGGGAAGAAUUCUGAUAUUGGCCAAGCUGCAGAGAGGCGCUUAAUGAUGUGUCAGUCCACCUUUCUUCCUCAGAUGGAGGGAGCCCGAAAAGCCCCAGAGCCCCCUGUAAGCCUCCUCCUCCUCCUCCAGAAUCAGCACACACAACCCUUCGCUUCUCUCAGCUUCCUGGAUUACAUCUCCUCAAACAGUCGUCACACACUCCCCUGUGUGAGCUGGACUUAUGACCGGGUGCAGGCAGAUAACAACGAUUACUGGACAGAGUGCUUCAAUGCAUUGGAGCAGGGGAGGCAGUAUGUGGAUAAUCCCACAGGUGGGAAAGUGGACGAGGCUCUGGUGAGAAGUGCCACCGUACACUCUUGGCCUCACAGCAAUGUGCUGGAUACAAGCAUGCUAUCAUCCCAAGAUGUGGUACGUAUGCUGCUGUCCCUGCAACCCUUUCUACAGGAUGCUAUCCAGAAGAAGCGCACAGGCAGGACCUGGGAGAACAUCCAGCAUGUUCAGGGACCGCUCACCUGGCAGCAGUUCCAUAAGAUGGCAGGACGUGGGACCUAUGGUUCAGAAGAGUCUCCUGAGCCCCUGCCCAUCCCCACUCUGCUGGUGGGCUACGACAAGGAAUUCCUGACCAUCUCACCCUUCUCCUUGCCCUUCUGGGAGAAGCUGCUCUUGGAGCCUUAUGGGGGCCAUCGUGAUGUUGCUUAUAUUGUGGUGUGUCCAGAAAAUGAGGCCUUGCUCGAAGGAGCCAAAACUUUCUUCAGGGACUUGAGUGCUGUAUAUGAGAUGUGUCGGCUGGGGCAGCACAAGCCCAUCUGCAAAGUGCUCCGCGACGGGAUCAUGCGCGUGGGGAAGACUGUGGCCCAGAAGCUGACGGAGGAGCUUGUGAGCGAGUGGUUUAAUCAGCCUUGGAGCAGUGAGGAGAAUGACAAUCAUUCCAGACUCAAACUUUAUGCUCAAGUUUGCCGCCAUCACCUAGCACCUUAUUUAGCCACUCUGCAGCUCGACAGUGGCCUGCUGAUGCCACCUAAGCACCACAGUCCACCAGCAGAAGCACAGGGACAAGCCACACCUGGGAAUACUGGGUCUUUACCUUCAAAUUCAGGCUCAGUAGCACCCCCAGCUGGCAGUGCAUUCAACCCCACCUCCAACAGCUCUGCAAACCCUGCAGCAAGUAGUUCAUCUGCCUCCUCUGGGCUUCCAGGCUCCUCGACUGCCUCUGCUUCAGGCAUCCCUCAGAUGAGCACUACCUCUUCUUCAGGAUUCAGUGGUGGCAUUGGAGGGCAGAACCCCAGUGCUGGGGGCAGCUCCACAGAUCGACCUCCAGGGAAUGUGGCUUGCGGAGACACUGAGCCUGGGCAGAGCUCUGCCCAGCUUUCACAGGAUGGACAAGACAGUGUUACAGAGCGGGAGAGGAUAGGAAUCCCCACUGAGCCCGACUCUGCAGACAGCCACGCCUACCCUCCGGCUGUCGUGAUUUACAUGGUGGACCCCUUCACAUACACCGCAGAGGAGGACUCCAGCUCCGGAAACUUCUGGCUGUUGAGCUUGAUGCGCUGCUACACGGAGAUGCUGGAUCACUUACCCGAGCACAUGAGAAGCUCGUUCAUUCUCCAGAUUGUGCCUUGCCAGUACAUGCUGCAGACAAUGAAGGAUGAACAUGUUUUCUAUAUUCAAUACUUGAAAUCCAUGGCGUUUUCAGUGUACUGCCAGUGCAGGCGGCCUCUGCCUACACAGAUCCACAUUAAAUCCCUCACGGGCUUUGGGCCUGCAGCCAGCAUUGAAAUGACGCUCAAGAACCCGGAGCGGCCCAGCCCAAUCCAGCUUUAUUCCCCUCCCUUUAUAUUGGCCCCAAUCAAAGACAAGCAGACAGAGCCAGGAGAGACUUUUGGUGAGGCGACCCAGAAAUACAAUGUACUCUUUGUGGGCUAUUGUCUGUCUCAUGACCAGCGCUGGCUCUUGGCAUCCUGCACUGACCUCCAUGGGGAAUUACUGGAGACCUGUGUUGUAAACAUUGCUUUACCAAACAGGACCCUUCCUGUUUCUCUCUCUUUCAGGUCACGGAAGAGUAAAGUGUCUGCGCGUAAGAUUGGGCUGCAGAAAUUAUGGGAAUGGUGCUUGGGGAUUGUCCAGAUGACAUCUCUGCCCUGGAGAGUGGUCAUCGGCCGCUUGGGGCGUCUUGGCCAUGGGGAGCUUAAAGACUGGAGUAUCCUCCUUGGAGAAUGUUCACUACAGACAAUCAGCAAACAGCUCAAGGAUGUGUGCCGGAUGUGUGGGAUCUCCGCUGCAGACUCUCCUUCUAUCCUUAGUGCCUGCCUGGUUGCCAUGGAGCCCCAGGGGUCCUUUGUUGUGAUGCCAGAUGCCGUCACAAUGGGCUCCGUGUUUGGCCGAAGCACUGCGCUGAACAUGCAGUCGUCUCAGCUGAACACACCUCAGGAUGCUUCCUGCACCCAUAUCUUGGUGUUCCCAACAUCGUCCACCAUCCAAGUGGCUCCCGCCAACUACCCCAAUGAAGACGGGUUUAGCCCCAACAAUGAUGAUAUGUUUGUAGACCUUCCAUUCCCAGAUGAUAUGGACAAUGACAUUGGCAUCUUAAUGACUGGGAACCUCCAUUCCUCUCCCAACUCAUCCCCAGUUCCCUCACCAGGCUCUCCCUCUGGAAUCGGUGUGGGCUCUCACUUCCAGCACAGUCGGAGCCAGGGUGAGCGACUUCUGUCUCGGGAGGCCCCGGAGGAGCUCAAGCAGCAGCCACUGGCCCUUGGGUAUUUUGUGUCAACUGCCAAAGCUGAAAACCUCCCGCAGUGGUUUUGGUCAUCGUGUCCCCAGGCCCGGAACCAGUGCCCUCUCUUCCUAAAGGCUUCACUCCAUCACCACAUCUCUGUAGCACAGACAGAUGAGCUCCUUCCUGCCAGGAACUCCCAGCGGGCUCCACACCCUCUGGACUCCAAGACCACAUCUGAUGUUUUAAGGUUUGUUCUGGAGCAUUACAAUGCCCUAUCCUGGCUCACGUGCAAUCCGGCCACCCAGGACCGCACUUCCUGCCUUCCCAUCCACUUUGUGGUGCUCACGCAGUUGUACAACGCCAUCAUGAACAUGCUCUAACCAGGAAGUGGGUCCCUCUGCCUCAGCUCUCCUGCAGCCUUGGCCAAGGAGCCAGCUCCAGUCUACAGAUGCCCGGCCUUUUCCAGAGCACUCCCUACAGCCCUGCACUGUGACGCCUUCUGAGCAGGCACUUGCUCUUUCUGCAGUGUUCGUGCCACAGUGACUCCUUGACGUGUUUCAUGAGGACCUGGAAAUUUCCUUAAGAAGUGACUUGAGCCAAUGUGUGAUGUGUGCAGCCCGCAGUCACCAGGAAGAGGGAAACAGAAAAGACACUGUCCUUUUGCACAAGCGUCUGCGGUCAGCCUCUGUCAGUGUCAGGCUGUCCAGCCCUCUGGAUGCAAUCCUCUAGCCAAUGGUGGGUGCCUGUGGGGCACCCGGAUUCCAUAACCUGGGACGUGUCACAACUACGAACCAACUCCAUCCAGUACAGGUUUAGUACUGGGGUCUCCGCCUCCCCAGCCUGUCAGGAGGGCUUUGGUUGUCCACACACCCUUGUAGACACAGGAGGUCUGGAGACAGCUGCAUUUUGUUUAUUUAUUUUUAAUUUUGUUGUAAGGUUUUUGCAACUUUGUUUUUUCUAAUCUUGAGGACCAGGUACAGUAGCUGAAACCCACUGAGACCCACCAUAGGAUUCUCUGACCACAUACCUCUGUCCUAGAAGCCAGAAAAGGAGUGAGAACUGGGGAGAUCAUGCCAGAAAAGCAAUGCAGUCAUAACCACCCAGCAGUAGAUUCUGUUAAGAACCACCAGGGUUCCGAGUGUUGUGCUGUGCUGUGUGGCCCACACCGUGGGUGGGUUACACUUGUCUACGAAGGCAGUCAGGCUCAGCCCCGCACUGGAGGCGGCAAGGACCAUAAUCACUUCUCUAUACAGUCACAUGGAAAUAAAUAUCUUUUCUAGAGAAUCUUACAGAACCCAGGUCUCUCCUUUCAUUAGAUCAAAAGGGACUUUUGUACAUAUCACAAAAACCGGUUACAAACAUGGUGAAUUUUCUUCUGGACCAUAGGAAUAUCAUUUCAAAGAAACAAAUAGUACAACUCAACCGUUAAAUCAGUACUUGAAGCUGAGCCUCUGUGUGGAACUUUAAAAAAACAAUGCCUUUUUAAAGCAUUAACAGCUGAUUGAAGUAUUUUUGACUCCCCCUCCCAGACCUUAGGGUUGACUUUGAAGCCCUGUUUCUAGCCCUUAUGUCAUAUGUUUCUGUCUGUGGGUGGUGGUGUGGACUGGCUUCCCAGAGCUGCCUGAUGGGCAGUGAGCCUGACUUCCAUGGGAGAGUCCUGCAAACUAAGUUCUUCCAAGAGACUUUCAUGUCCUGGUUAUUAACAAAGAAAAAAAAGGAAAAUGUAAUAAUUGAUGUGAUUUUGUAAAAGUAUUUUUCUUGAGAUAAUCUAACGUUUAAAACAUUAUAUUACAUAACAGAUGGUGGGGAUGUGAAAGCAGAGAAAUAACUUGUAAAUGGGUGAUUGUUCUCUGUCCCACCAGCUGGGGGGGGGGAUGACUUUCCAAUGUAUAGCUUAAAAUAUCUGAUAUAUCAAACCAUUUGUAUCUAACGUGUACAGUGUAAAAUUGACUUAAAUAUCGCAGUGCUAUUUUUUCUUAUCAGAGAGGAAACCCUCAAGGCCUUUUGAGAACGUGAGAUGAUGGGGAUGUACACUUGUAUAAAGUCACCCUGGCGAAGAUGGGCUGUAAAGUAGAUGUUUGUAGUCUUUUACCACUUGGGGUUGCUUUUUCUCAGAAUUCAUCAGAACUUUGAACCUCUCUCUCUCUCUCUCUUUUUUUUAAAUGGACUGUUUUUACUGCAGGGGCUUUUCUUCCCUAGAAACCCAACUCUACACAGAAAAAGAAAAAAAUGAAAGAAAAAAAAAACAAAAAAAAAACCCAGAAAAACACUAUAAAAAGUUUUAAAAGAAGGCAGCAAAGGGUAGUUUUCAUCUGGUGUCUUUUAUUUAAGUUUUUAAGUUAAGAAAGGCUGGUGACAUAUUUAUACGUUUUUUGUGCAAAAAUAAAUGAAUGGCAAUAGAUUUAAAAAAAUCUUAUUAUGUACUUCUGUGUGAAAAAGUCUGUAUAAUAUUUCCCUUAAAUAUGCAUUAUUUUACUUGUGAGUUUUUUACAGAAUUAAUCUGAAAUGUACAAGCCCUGGAUUUGCUACAGAGUGAGAAGUUAUUUUAUUUUUUUUUUUAAUUUUUAAUUUUGAAAAUUCUGCAGAAAUCAGAACUCCUACCAUGGUUUGAAAUGGGGAGGUGGGAGGGGAGCAGGGAGGGCUUGUCUGGCAUGCCUGUAUGUAUAUUUCAGAGCCUUUUUUAAAUGUAAAAGCUGUACAUUUCUGGGAAGUUCUGAUUUUUUUGUUUCCUUUUUCCUUCAAGCAUUUUUGCAGUGAGCUUCUUUUAUAUAUAGCAGACAAUUGGAAAGAAUACAAAAAUAUGUGUUGUUCAUUUAAGAACUACAGCACAGCGCUGGUUCAAUACACUAAAGACUUUGAUAAAAAGAAACAAUGAUAAAGGCCUCCAUUUUAAAUGUCAUUCAUAUAUACCUUGUGGAUGAGAGCUAUAUACUUUUACACACUUUUUUAGAGGAAUAAAUUAUUGAAUUACUGAAA
Molecule: messenger RNA, 9686 nt
Organism: Microtus oregoni (creeping vole)
Lineage: Eukaryota; Metazoa; Chordata; Mammalia; Rodentia; Cricetidae
Gene: Med13l
Product: mediator complex subunit 13L
Exons: 31
Coding region: 437-7090 (2217 amino acids)
Biological process (GO): regulation of transcription by RNA polymerase II
Cellular component (GO): mediator complex
Molecular function (GO): transcription coregulator activity
Source: RefSeq, a predicted model, not a curated record